UCAAAUACAAAAAUAUAAAUUAACAAAUAUGGAUCCUGGUUAUACUCUUCUCCAACACAUCAAGACUGUGCCUAAUUUGAUCAAUGAGGAUCCUUCUAUUACUACACCCAAGAAUUCUAGCUUUAUGGAUAUGCCCUGGUCAGAAUUCUCUAAAUUGUUGAAUAACAAGCGUCGUUCUUCUGCGUCUGCAAGUAGUACUUCUUCUCAAUCAUCGUCUGAUGAGACUCCUGAAAACUUUUCUCUUGGUAACUGGGACUCCAUGACAGGUUAUCAAGACUCUGAACAUAGAACUACCUUAUAAUUCUAUACCAAAAUACCAAUUUCAUUUUUGCAUUCUUCUCUCUCUCCAACAACAACAUUACUAGUUAUUAUAAUAAAUCUUUUUUAUAUAUAAACAUCAAAA
This is a messenger RNA of Mucor mucedo, 403 nucleotides long. RefSeq lists its product as uncharacterized. NCBI's taxonomy places the organism in Eukaryota, Fungi, Mucoromycota, Mucoromycetes, Mucorales, Mucoraceae. The transcript has a single exon. The coding region runs from base 29 to 301 and encodes 90 amino acids. The record is from RefSeq and is a predicted model, not a curated record.